AGAAAACGGGCGGCUUGAUCGGCUUUUAGGUAGCCCCGGAAAGGUCGAGAGGAGGAGGGGCAAAGGCCGCGCUCCUCAGCUGGGAAGGAGGUGGUCUCGAGCAGCCUCCAGUCCCGGACUCAACACCGCCAACCCGGCAAGGGUGAGGCAGCGUUCAGGGAUGCAAGGGGCAGAGCGGUAGCGGCACCUGUGCACCCCUCCCACCUCUGCCUCAGUUUACCACGUACGGCCUCAUUUCUCUCCGGGCUGCCCUGAGAGAAAAAUGUUCUCCAGCCGAGAUUUGCUUGAAUUGCAAAUUCAAGUGAUCCAUGGACACACCCUCCUUGACAGCCCCCAGGAGGCUGUGGGCUGGUUACAUCCCCCUAGUUAGAAAAGGAAAAGGAUUCCAGGAGAAGGGAAGGAUGCAGCUUUGUCUUUUCCCAGCUUUGGAGCAUCAAGAAACUGUUACUGGGCGAAGCUGGGGCCAGGGGGCCACUGGGUGCUCUGAGAGUGUAAAGACCAAACUCUGGUGGGACCUGGCUCCAUUGUGGAGCCUCAAAGGCUCCAACAUGGUGGAAGAAAUUGGCAGUGCCUUCUCUAGAUCUUUCUUUCCAUCCUUAGAAGAGUAUAAGCCCAAGCCGUGGAGUGAACAACCCCAAAGCUACCCUAAGCUGAACUCCUCUCUUUGGUCCUGCCACUACUGGUGAAACCACUGACCCUUUCUGGGCCUGUUUCCUUACCUGUCCUGAGGAGAUGCUGACCUUUGGCUCCAGAGAGACUGUGAGAACUCAGUGAGGGGGUCCUGCACUCCGAGGGUCCUGCACCCUGGGAGCCCUUAGGUCUGUUUGGAGAGAAAACAGUUCCUCCAGGCAAGAGGGGAGAAGUGUCCCCAGGAGGUUGGGGGAGGAGCACCUGCCUUCCUCCUUCUCAGGAAUCACAGGUCCUACCUCCCAGCCCCAUCCACCACUGCCAGUCAGCACCUGACGCACUGGGGGUGUCCUGGGCCACCCCGACUUCCUCUGUGAGCUCCAUGUGGGGCCUCAGUCUUUACCUCAGAUGGGAAACUGAGGCCCAGCAAGAGGCAGGGCCUGGUGCAGGGACUACAGUGAGUAGGGCUGGUUUACUAUUGCUCCUUGUACAGAGCCAUAUCAAGCCCCUUUUCCCGGCUUCCUCCCUCACCUCCCCCAUCUUAGCAGGGCCCCUGCCCCUUCCUCACCCCCUGGCUUCUACAUCUCCCUAAGGGCAUAGCCUAGUGGUGGUUUCUCCCCUGAGUAGGCCCAGCUAGCCUCUGUCCCAUCCCCUGUUAUUUGGGCCCUAACAGAAGCUACCCACAUUUGAACCAUCUCUGCCCCAUGCUCAAGACCUGAGGGUCUCACAUCCUCAAAAUGGGUCCCCAGAUUCCAGAUCCAAGGAUUUGGGGAUCACACUGUUCAUCAGCUGUCACUAAACUUAUUUUACUAUGAGCCAUCCCCCUGGGGUAGCUCCUUGGUCAGCUUGUGGGGGAGGGGGUCAUUUUCAGGAUGGAGGCCUCAUCUGUAGAUUUUGGGGAGUCAAAAGACUAGUGCAGCCCAGCCCUCACCCCAUUCCACAGGUGUGCACCCCCAGCUCCUUGGACUCUGGCCAGGACCAUUUCCUGCAGCCCCAGGCCAGCCCUGCAGCAUGAGCAGAGGGCGGCUUUGGGAAUGAGGCCCUGAGGGCUGGAAGGAGAAUGCCCAGCGCCUAGGGAACUUUGGGAGACCGCAGCUGGCUCCAGGGGCUGAGAGAGCCAGGGUCCUGCCCCCAGUUGCCCAAAACACCUCCCUCGUAGGUCUGUCCCUGGUCCUCCGGCUCUUGCUAGACACAAACUCCCCGUCGCCCUACCCCAGGACAAACCAGCAGAUAAACCCCUUUUAGGCGAAAAUUACACAAAAACGGCGGCGGCGGGGCCUCCUCUGCUCAGGCACUGCCGCGUUGGCGGCCGAAAAAAGAGGCUCCCAGAGAAUGGCAACCCCCUCCCUGUCGAGGACACCGAGGCCCAGAGAGGGGAAGCCUCCUCCCCAGUGGGGUGCAGUCUGGGAUUGCAGUCCCCACCCCAGGGGCGCAGCUGCCAGCCCGACGCCUGGGACAUCCCCCCUCCCGAGGCCUCUAGCCGCCGCCGCGAAAAUCCCGGAAACCGUCCUGCUCGCGGCGGGCGCAGUGGAAAAGCGCCUCCAAGGCGGGAUUGUGAAAUGGCUCCGCGUGCGAAGGGGUCCAGGAGCCGUUCGUUGUACAGAGGCGAAAGCUAAGUCUGGAAGGAACACUCGGGGCAGGCUCAGCAGCAGCAGCCAGCGGCAGGGGGAUCGUGCAUCGCUUGGAGGGCGCUGGGCUCUCCUCCAUCCGCCUCGGCCGUGGGCAGUUUGUUUCCGCUCCCACUUGCGGCGGUUCUGCAUCUUAAUUGGCAAAACGAAGUUGGGGCCGCGGUGGAGCGGAGGCUUCUUCCAGAACGGUCAGCUCACCUCCGGAUGCGGUCGUCCGAGCAGCCGCCUGCGGGGGGUCCCACGCCCUCUAACAGGUUGACGUCCAGCCCCUAGGGACCCAGGCGGCCCCGGGCCGCCCCACCUCGCGGCCUUCUGCUCCCCGCGCAGCCUUGCGCGCCCAGCCGCCCAGCACACGGUCUGUCCCUGGGAACGCGUCGCGAGCGCCGGGAAUGGAGCUCGUUUCAAACCUCUUUUCUUUUUUCUUUUCUUCUUCUUCUUUUUUUUUUUUUUUUUAAACCUUUGGUUCUGAUUGUCCUCGGCCCAGCAGGCUGUUGGUGGCGUUGGUGGUGCUGCUGGGACUGGGGCACCGGCCUUGGACGCAGGUGUGCUGUGCCCGACAGAGGCCGCCUGGACCUCGCCCGGAACGCCCCGUCCGGGUGGGCUGCGGCGUUCGCUCUGCUUUUGCCCCGAGCCGAGAUUGGCAACAUCUUUUCUAGCUUCAAAACAGAAAAUUUUGGAAUUAUAAAAUUACCCCCUCCCCACGCUUACAGGUCACUAUCUCCUGGAGACCACCAACUCGCUUUCUCUUUGGAGAAGCCAGUCUCUGUGACCCUUUCUUUCAUGAAAAUUUCGAACGC
This is a messenger RNA of Pongo pygmaeus (Bornean orangutan), 3052 nucleotides long. RefSeq lists its product as uncharacterized. NCBI's taxonomy places the organism in Eukaryota, Metazoa, Chordata, Mammalia, Primates, Hominidae. The coding region runs from base 1960 to 2514 and encodes 184 amino acids. The record is from RefSeq and is a predicted model, not a curated record. The transcript is spliced from 3 exons.